This is a messenger RNA of Linum tenue, 450 nucleotides long. The record is from the annotation of a GenBank genome assembly. Lineage: Eukaryota; Viridiplantae; Streptophyta; Magnoliopsida; Malpighiales; Linaceae.
AUGGCUGGAAGAUCCGAAAUGCACGCGAAAGAGCCGGUUAACGAGCAGAUGAUAGCAAACAUGUACACAUCCAUGAGAACCGAACUAAACCAGAUAUACUCCAAAAUCACAGAACUGGAGAUGGAAGUGAGCGAGCACUCGUUGGUCAUUAACGCCAUCCAACCCCUAGACCCUGCCAGGCGCUGCUACCGCAUGAUUGGAGGUGUGCUCGUUGAGAGGAACAUCAAGGAGGUCCUACCAGCCGUGCAGCGUAACAAAGAAGGGAUCGAGGAAGUCAUCGCCAGGCUGAACGAAGCCUUGGAAAAGAAGAAGAAGGAGAUCGCCGACUUUGAAGCGAAGUACAAGAUCAGGAUUAGGAAAGGUGAUAGUGACAUGAAGGAUGAAGAAGGCAGCAAGAAGGAAGGCGGCUCUCAAGGCGUCCUCGUGGGCCCUGCCGGAUCAGCCGAAUAA